AUGACAGAAAAGGAUCUUGGUCAGCCCCCUCCGUAUACGGAAACUGCACCGCCUUAUCCUAUGCCUCCUGGCCAUCUUCCUCCCCCAGGAUAUGGACCUGCUCCUGGAUACCCACCACCAGCUCCUGGUUACCCACCACCUGGUCCUGGAUAUCCACCACCGGGUCCGGGAUACCCUCAUGGUCCUUCAGCGCCUCAACCAGUUUGUGUUGAAGUUAUUCGUUUGUAUUACAUGAAUGGUAUCUAUCCCGAGUCUUAG
Molecule: messenger RNA, 258 nt
Organism: Rodentolepis nana
Lineage: Eukaryota; Metazoa; Platyhelminthes; Cestoda; Cyclophyllidea; Hymenolepididae
Source: the annotation of a GenBank genome assembly